AUGAAUACGGUAAUUUUCUUAAUCAGGAAAUACGUCGAAUUUAAGCAUGAGAUUAGUAUUGAUGCUGAAGGAGAUCCUUUUCAGUAUUCUCAUGAUUUAGAAAUGCGGUUACAUGAAUUAUCUUCUCUUAGUAAAUUUAUACGUGUCUUUCAAUGCAUGGAUGGAACCGAGAAAGUAGAACAUUGGCUUCCAGAAUUUGUUGAUUAUCAUCGUACUCUAAGUGGUAAGACGGAAGAAUGCCGGGUUUCCAGUAACAACAGAGAAUUAAGAGAUCGAUUAAUCAUCGCCCAAGCAUUGGGCUGCUUAGAUCGUUUCUGUGUAGCUGUAUUUGCAGGUAAUGGAUUUGGAGCUUGGUACCGACAGUGUCAAGUAGAGGUAACCAAAGAGUCUAGAGAAGUUUACAAGGCUGUCCUGAACUACAUAUACAAAGGAGACUAUGCAAAUGCAGAUAUAGCGCUAUCUGACAUUGAUGACCGCUCUCUAAGUGAGAAAGACUUAAAGCAGAUUAAGCACGAGUUAAAGAGUUCUCUAAAUAAGUUAAUGAAAGAUACCAAAAGUAUUGUAAAUUGGCUAGAUGGAAAAAUUGAAAGAGAGGAAGAUAAUAGGAAUCAAGUAACGAUUAUGAAAGAAAAUAUAGACAAAGUUCAGAUUGUUUUGAAUAAAGAAGGUCUCUUGGAACUGCUGGACGAUAAAACUCAAAAUGAUCUUCGAAGUUUUGACAACGGCAUCAAUGAACAAUUAUCGAAAAUUAGUUCGAAAGGACUGAGAUCUAUAAAAGAUUUUAUGAAUGCAGAUAGUUUUUCUGAGGCUGAACAAGGCAUGGAAAAUCUGAGCUGUGUGCAGCGCGAAUUAGCAGGAUAUUAUACAUCAAAUUUUGUUGCUGAUGAAAGUGAAGUAAGAAAAAAAUCGGAUAGUAUAGUGAGUGACAUUUCGAAACGUUAUGACUCUGAAGAUAUUAAUAGCGACGCCGCAAAUCCACCCAAAGAUCUAUUAGCGAAAUUAAAGCAGGUUGCCGCACACGGUGGUGCUCGAUUUAAUCAAGCGUUCACGUCAACGCUAGGAAAAAUUCGACAAAAUUUUAGUCAGGCUAUAGAAAGUGUGCGUGGUGCUCCUUUAGAUAAGCGUUCAGCGAAGAUACGUUCAUUAAAUUCCGCACUAUGUUUUUUACCCGAAGAUUUGCAAGCUCCAUUUAAACUGCAGAACGAUGAAUUGAGCAAACUACUCGCCGAUGAAGAGAACACACAAAAGCGUAACUUGAAUAUUGCUCUGAUCUGA
Messenger RNA from Didymodactylos carnosus, 1275 nucleotides. The record is from the annotation of a GenBank genome assembly. Lineage: Eukaryota; Metazoa; Rotifera; Eurotatoria; Philodinida; Philodinidae.